UGUGUACACACUGGUGGCUAAGGACUUUUCAUAAAAAUAAACACUUUGCUUAAACUUACUUUCCGAACUAUAUUACUUAAGUUAAUAGUAUGGCUAGCAGCUACGACAUACCCAGUUGGGCUGGAAAACCGCCCACUGGCUUACAUCUGGAUGUGCUAAAGGACGACAAACUAGUGCAAAAACUGAUGGUGGACGAGAAAAGAUGCUAUCUAUUUGGUCGCAACAGUCAGAUGAACGACUUCUGCAUAGACCAUGCCUCUUGUUCGCGGGUCCACUCGGCGUUUGUCUACCACAAGCACCUCAACAUAGCCUACCUCGUGGAUCUGGGGUCCACUCAUGGCACCUUUAUUGGAACACUAAGAUUGGAGGCGCACAAGCCCACACAGCUGCAGAUUAAUAGCACCUUCCACUUUGGGGCUUCUACCCGGAACUACAUACUCAGGGAACGACCUUCUGGCCACCACAGCAACAUCAUGGAAGACCUACCGCUCAGUGAAACCAGCGAUGGAGCUCUCCUAGGCCUGCCCGAAAGCCAAACGGAGCUUGAUAAUCUCACAGAAUACAACACGGCCCACAAUCGGCGCAUCUCAAUGCUGGGCAUUGAUGAUGAUACCAAUAUGCGAAAGCAAAACGCCUUGAAACAGGGACGGCGCACUCGAAAUGUCACAUUUAACGAUGAGGAGAUUGUCAUCAAUCCUGAGGAUGUGGAUCCCAAUGUGGGACGCUUCAGGAACUUGGUACAAACCACUGUGGUGCCCGCCAAGAGGGCUCGCUGCGACGUCAACCAUAUGGGCAUCCAUUCGGGCAAUAGCAGUUUGUCCAGUGCCAAUGCCGCACAUGUGCACCAAAUGUUCCAGCAGAGCCUAGUUGACAUGAAGCAGCAGCAUAGGGAAAUGCCUCCGCCCAGUGGAGCGGUGCUCCACUCGCCUACUAAUUCCCUGUAUCAAGGUCUACCGGCCGAAAUGCAUGGCAAGGGUGAUCUAGAGCCCAUCUCCCCGCUGAGCAUUGGUUCCAAGUUGGGCCUACUGCUCCCGAAUCCUGCGCCUGAAGUGCUGCCAAUCUAUGACGACGCUGUGGAGACCUCGACAUUGGCUCAAAAGUUGGCCGUCGCUAAUGCAAACGUUCGUCGCUUUGGUGAGGAUCCGCAUGACUCGAGUGGCGAGGGCGAUUCGCUGUGCCCGCAGAAAAAGAAAUACGCCAAGGAAGCAUGGCCAGGUCGUAAGCCUAUGUUGGGGCAGCUGUAAAGGCGUACUAGCAGCCAUGCUCUUAGCAAAAUAAUUAAGAUUCCACCUACGAUUUUCUCAACCCUAUGAUUGACAACAUACUUUUGAGUAAUAUUUGUUUAUUAGACUUUCAACGUGAAACAAAACA
Drosophila mauritiana is the source of this 1371-nucleotide messenger RNA. RefSeq names its product nuclear inhibitor of protein phosphatase 1 (gene NiPp1). Bases 90 to 1244 code for a protein of 384 amino acids. Gene Ontology annotation, molecular function: mRNA binding; protein binding; protein serine/threonine phosphatase inhibitor activity. The transcript is spliced from 5 exons. Gene Ontology annotation, cellular component: nuclear speck. NCBI's taxonomy places the organism in Eukaryota, Metazoa, Arthropoda, Insecta, Diptera, Drosophilidae. The record is from RefSeq and is a predicted model, not a curated record.